AUGGGCAAUAAUUGUACCUGUUGGAAACAUGAUUUACAAAAUCAAAUAGAACAAGAUAAAAAAUCUAAACCUAGAUGGCAAAGUUUAGAGUUCUUGAAAUCAUAGGAGCAUAAAAUAGUUAAAAUGCAGUCUUGGAUUCGUGGAUGGUAAGCUCGUUAAAGAGUUUGGAAGAUUCAAUUGCAGAAAUAUAAUGACAGUGUCAAUGAAUAGUUAAGAACGUAGCCUCACUUUUAACAGUAGAUAUUCCGUCAGCGUGAUUAAUGUAGGAUCUAGACAGCUACCUCCAUUUGAUUUUGGAAUUGACGAUAUUAAUGAUUCUCUUGUUCAUUAAAAAGUACUUAAAGCACCAAUGAAAUUAGAAAAUGGAUCCACUUAUUUUGGAGAAUGGAUUAAUGAUUUAAGACAUGGCAAAGGAAUUUUGAUUUGUGAUGUAAUUCCAUUUAAUUAUAAAAGGAUGGUUCAAAAUAUGAAGGUUAUUUUUAUUAAGGAAAUGCUCAUGGCAGAGGAAGAUUAAUACAUUCAAAUGGAGAAAUCUAUGAAGGAUAAUGGGAAAAUGAUGAAGCACAUGGUUAAGGAACAUAUAUUCAUGAAGAUGGAGCAACUUAUAUAGGAUAAUGGGAACAUGAUUUAUAACAAGGAAAGGGAAGUGAGAAAUGGCCAGAUGGAAGGUUAGAUUCAUAUUUAAUUUUAGUUAUUUUGAAGGAACCUAUAAAUAAGGUAAAAAAGAAGGAUUGGGAAAAUUUGUAUGGGCAGAUGGAGCAAUAUAUGAUGGAGAAUUUAGAAGCAAUAAUAUAGAUGGAUAUGGAAAAUAUACAUGGCCAGAUGGUAAAUAAUAUAUAGGUUAUUGGUAAAAUAACAAAAAGUAUUUUUAAAUAAUAAAUUAUUAGAAAUGGUAAAGGUAAGUACAUAUGGCCUGAUGGAAAAGUGUAUGAAGGAGAUUUCGUAUUUGAUCAAAAACAUGGUUAAGGAAUAUUGAGAUUCCCUGAUGGUAGAGUAUAUGAAGGGGAAUGGUAGUAAGAUAAACAACAUGGUAGAGCCAUAUUAAAAUUACCUAAUGGCAAAACAUCUUAUGGAGAAUGGAAAAAUGGAAUUCGUAUCAAUUGA
Paramecium pentaurelia is the source of this 1104-nucleotide messenger RNA. Lineage: Eukaryota; Ciliophora; Oligohymenophorea; Peniculida; Parameciidae. The record is from the annotation of a GenBank genome assembly.